Messenger RNA from Scaptodrosophila lebanonensis, 1700 nucleotides. It is a transcript of the gene fwe, whose product is annotated as calcium channel flower. The record is from RefSeq and is a predicted model, not a curated record. The transcript has 5 exons. Gene Ontology annotation, cellular component: membrane. Bases 139 to 720 code for a protein of 193 amino acids. Lineage: Eukaryota; Metazoa; Arthropoda; Insecta; Diptera; Drosophilidae. Gene Ontology annotation, biological process: vesicle-mediated transport.
CGUGUAUCUCUCAUCUCAAAGUGCGGCGCAUAAUUCACUCAAAGAACGACGUUUUUUUCUCGCAGCGUAUAAGUGCUUGAAUUUUGUCGAUUUUCGGGUGUAAUAUAUACUUAGCUUAAGUUGAAUUAGUUUAAUAAAAUGUCGUUUGCGGAAAAGAUAACGAGUCUGCUGGCGCGUCCAAAUCAACAAGAACCAACGGGCGGUCCAGAGGCGCCAUGGUAUUUGAAAUAUGGCAGCAGACUGCUGGGCAUUGUGGGGGCAUUUUUUGCCAUACUCUUCGGCCUGUGGAAUGUGCUGUCCAUCAUCACGCUCAGCGUCUCGUGUCUGGUGGCGGGAAUCAUACAAAUGAUAGCUGGCUUUGUGGUGAUGGCGCUGGAAGCGCCGUGCUGUUUCGUGUGCAUCGAACAGGUGAACACACUGGCGGAUAAGGUCGACAGCAAGCCAAUGUUUUUCCGAGCGGGUCUCUAUUGCGCCUUGGCUGUGCCGCCAAUUUUCAUGUGUUUCGGACUGGCUAGUCUCUUUGGCAGCGGCUUGAUAUUUGCCACAGGCGUGGUCUACGGCAUGUUGGCGUUAGGCAAGAAAGCUUCGCGCGAGGAUAUGGCCGCCGCUGCCACAUCGCCUACACAAAUGUCAGGCGUCAAUGCGGGCGGCCAAAUGCCAAUGGGUGCCGACCAACAUAUCACACUCAUGGAAGAUCCCGAUGUUUGGCGUCCAACAUAAACUAGCAAUAACUGCCAAAACGAAAAUUAAAGCAAAACAAAUACCAACUAACAAACAAACCAACACGUUCCAACAACAGCAACAGAAACAACAACAACAACAACACACAUACAAAACUAGACACGCAAUACAAUAAAUGGAAAUAUAUAAUAGUUAAAUAUCACGAUGAUAGAACAAAUAUUUUACAGCGCAUAGUUUUUAGUGUUCGCUCCAAAUGAAAAAAAGGAUAAAUGAUAAAAACCGUUGUAGGCAUCAAAAAUAUAUAAGAACACCCACCAAAAUAAUAAAACAAUGUUUUCAUAAUUGUUACAAAAGAUUACAAAAAAAAAAAGAAAAGAAAAACAAAAACGUUGCGUAAUGUUGCAUUUCGACAUUUGUCGUCAAUAUGUAUUCCAUUUUAAAUGUUUUUUCGUCAAGCCGUGUUUGUUGAAAAUUACAGUUGCAUAUUUAUAAAUACAUAUAUACAUACACACACACACACUCUCUCACAUAUACAUGCAAAUAUUUUUAGUGAGAAAAUAUAUUGAAGAACCACACGAAAUUAAAGAAACUAAAGCUUCCACAUACACAUUCACACGCACACACACACACACACAUACCCACACAUACACUCAGAGGAAAACAUGCAAAACAAGAAAAUGGGAUAGUCUUGUAGAAGGAGCAAAAUUUAGAGCAAUACAUAUGUACAAUUCAAAAGUAUUACUAUAAUUUAUGCUUGGCUUCAAUGUCGAAGCCCAAUUCAAUGUUAAAUGUUAAUGAGAAUACAACUUUUGCUCAUUUUACCAAAGUAAAGAGAAAUCUAAAUAGCGCGUUAAAUAUUCAUAACGAACAAAACAGUAUGCUACUUGGCGGCAGUUCUUCAAAUAUUUUUCUAUAAACGCUUAAUGGAAUAAGUAAAUAUACAUACAUUUAGUGAAUUGCCCAACCUAGUUUAAAUAGAAAAGCCAAAUCAAAUCACGUUUUUUGUUUUGCAUUUUACA